AUGUUAUUCUUUAUCUACAUAUUGUUUGCUGGUAUGUUUCGUGAUGUUUCUGCUUUGAAAUGUUACAAAUGUGAUGCAAAUCGUGUUGAUUUUUGGAUCGGUGUCGACAAUGUUCCUCCUUUUUUCGAUGAUUGUCCUGUAGUCGAAUCAGAAAAACAAUGUUUCGCAUCAAUUCGAUGGUUAACAAUUGGAGACUUAAAAGAAAGUCUAGUAGAAUAUGAAGAUGAUUCUAGUGAAGAAUAUCGUCCAACUGAUUCUACACUUUCCUAUGUUUUUGCUGAUGUCGAACGUAAUACUGAAUCGGCUUCGAGUCGAAUUCUUCUCUACAGUUGCACAACAGAUCUAUGCAAUGAUCGAACAAAUCUACUCCGAGUAUUUCAGGCAUUAAAUGUCGAACAAAAAUUUGCACAAUUGGACGUUCUGUUUGGUCUUGAUAAUGUAUCAUUUACGGAACAAAAUUCAUGUCUCGACUUUUCAAAUGUAUCCCGUUCCGACUGUCCUUCAACAGCUAUUCCUUUAUCUACGUGCUCAAAUUGUUUUCUUUUAGCAACGGAAACACCACAACAACUUUGUGCUCGUUGUCCAGUUGAUUCAUUUAAAUAUAAGAACAUGAUAAACCGUCAAGUCUUCUUUUUUCUCGAAAAUCGAACACGACUAGCUGAUACAACAACACUACGAUGUACAACAAAAUCUUGUAAUUCAAUGGAAAACUGGAAUCGAAUUCGUGAAUUGAGUACAUUGGAAUUUGACUUCAAUCGAUUUUAUUCUUCAUCGUCUUCAACUAUCUUUCAUUCAACAUUUAUCCUAUCAUUCAAUGUUUUUCUUCUCUUAACAUACUUAUUCUAA
Messenger RNA from Adineta ricciae, 846 nucleotides. The record is from the annotation of a GenBank genome assembly. Lineage: Eukaryota; Metazoa; Rotifera; Eurotatoria; Adinetida; Adinetidae.